AUGGACAAGUUGGGAAAGGGUUCUGGAUUCAGGAGAAAUACCUUGGUUAGGUCUCGGCAACCAGCAACCACACCCCUGGGGCAACCUGCCUCAGGUCCGUCUGGGUCUCUCGGCAGCAUCCAACCCCGAAGACUUGUGGCUGCACAACCGGCUACCCAGGCCUGGGCAGACGAGCAGGCAGCGCUGCGGCAGGACCAAGUUCAACAGGAUAAGGUCUGGAGAGAGUCUGUGGAGGCUGAACAGAGAGGAUGCAAAAUCUGGUACCAGAACUGGAGUUUCCUACAGGACUACUAUGACCAAACGGGUAAGAAAAAGGAGCAGAAGCCACUGCCAAACUAUAUGCCUGUGUUCUCAAGCAAAGUUCCCAACUCAACCAACCAGACUAUUGGCAGUCAAAUGAAUACUGAACUUGGCAGGGCUCUGGUAAACAUGGAUUACUUCUUCAGCAGUGGAGCACGGAAGAGGAAACUUGAGGGUGAGCUCCAGCUCUCCUAG
This is a messenger RNA of Cariama cristata (Red-legged seriema), 495 nucleotides long. RefSeq names its product chromosome unknown open reading frame, human C2orf50 (gene CIMIP5). The coding region runs from base 1 to 495 and encodes 164 amino acids. Lineage: Eukaryota; Metazoa; Chordata; Aves; Cariamiformes; Cariamidae. The record is from RefSeq and is a predicted model, not a curated record. The transcript is spliced from 3 exons.